ACGGGUCAAACCGGUCGACCUAAUUUCGGUUUUGCGAAGAGCCCGUGAUGGACCGUGCUUAUCGUCGGCGGAUUGAGCCGAUCUCGGCUUAUCCGAAGGGGAAGGACGUGCUUCAGUAGAGGGGCUGAAGAAGGGCAUCCGAGGAGUAGGGGAUGAAGACUGAAUGAAACAGCUCUUUGAGAACGGAACAGCGGAUGGAGGGGUUUUGUAUGCUAAUAAUGUUUGCGGGAUUUCCUUCGGACCGGUUAGUGUUCUGGAGCUGAAGACAUGACUCGGUUGUGGUUUGCCCUACUCGCUCUACUUGCACCAGGAGAUUCGCAGGAUACGAAAAGCUACGCGGAUCGGUCCGAUUGCGCCCUGCUCCUGCCUCCUUCUUCUUGGAACAGCGGUCGGAACCGAUGCAUACGGUACGAAGACGUCAACGAGGCUUUUACGAUCGCGAGGCAGAAGGUCGGCCUCCGUCAUCCGCCUCGAACGGUCACUGAUCAGACCAUCUCCCUUUUGGGCACAGCACUCCAAGAAACUACAAGAAUCCUAUCACGAAGGUUCAGGUUGAGCCGGCGCGAGACGGAGGCGGCCCUCCCCCGGCUGGAUGUCUCUUUGAGCGAGAUAGGUCCGUUCUGCGCCCGAGCACUUUCCGCCUCAGAGUCGUGCCAGGAGGAGCGCUACAGACGGCACGACGGCACUUGCAACAACCUGGACCGGCCCGCAUGGGGCGCAGCUUCCUUCCCCUUCUCGCGCCUUCUCCUGCCACAGUACGCCGACGAUGUUUCUGAUCCGAGAGCCGGGCGGGAUGGAUUCCCACUUCCUUCGCCGCGACUCGUCUCUUCGACUGUCCACGCCGACACAUCGACACGACAUGAGCAUCGGAUUUCUUUCAUGUUCCCGGCGUGGGGCCAGCUUAUCGAUCACGACCUCACUCUCACCGCAGAAACAAAAGAUCCCGAUACGAGAAAGGACAUCGACUGUUGUGGAGGCGGUAUCGGCCGGCACCCGAACUGUAUGCCGAUCGAGAUACCCGAGGAUGACCCGUUCUACAGCGACAAACAUCAGUCCUGCAUGAACAUGGCACGUUCUCUGGCCGGAGUCAGACCAGGUUGCCGUCUGGGGAGCAGGACGCAGAUAAAUAUGCUGACGUCUUAUAUCGAUGCCAACUUCAUGUAUGGUUCAAACUUCAGGACUGCCGAUUCUCUCCGAGUCCUUCAGUCAGGCUUGAUGAAAACCCUGCCCAAAUUUGCUCAUCUGGGACUCAAACCACUUCUACCUUUGAAGACCAAACAACCUGAUGAUGGGUGCAUUCGCUACUCGCCAGAUAUUUAUUGCUUCCUUGCAGGUGAUAGUCGAGUAAAUGAGCAACUUGCGCUAGGAGUCCUCCACACAUUGACUGUUCGAGAACAUAAUCGAAUUGCAACUGAAUUAGCCAAAAUUAACCCGUACUGGGAUGAUGAGACUAUUUAUCAGGAAACGAGGCACAUCUUAGCAGCACUCAUACAACACAUAACCUAUAAUGAAUUCCUUCCCGUCCUUCUUGGUGAAAGAGUGAUGGAACAGUACGGGCUUAAUCUUCAAAAGGAGGGAUAUUCAACUGAUUAUGAUCUGAAUGUCGAUGCCACUAUCCCGGCUGCAUUUGGUGCAGCAGCGUUCAGAUUCGGCCAUUCACUUCUACCAUCUACGAUCGAGAAAAGAAGUUCAACUCAUGCGCUAAUUGGUGAAAGAAAGUUGAGUGAAAUGCUGCAACAGCCUUUUGAUCUGUACCAUCCUGGGAUGGUGGAUGCCUAUACUUUGGGCAUGCUCAGUCAAGUAUCACAAGCCAUGGAUAAUUCCAUAACAUCUGAGGUUACGAAUCAUCUGUUUGAAGAGCCAACCAAGCAUUUCGGUAGGGAUUUGGCAGCUAUUAACAUUGCCAGGGCAAGGGAGCACGGAAUUCCAGGUUACAUGGCGUAUCGUAAACUCUGCGGUCUCGAUGACAUGAAAACCUGGGAUGACAUGUGGAACCAUUUACCCAAUACCACUGUCAAACAUUAUUUGAAUCUUUACAGCCAUCCAGAUGAUGUUGAUCUAUGGUCAGCAGGAGUAUCAGAACUUAAAUCUCCUGACAGCAUCGUCGGCCCAGUCUUUUCCUGCAUUAUUGCGAUGACUUUCAAAAGGCUGAAAAUCGGUGACAGGUUCUGGUAUGAAAAUCAAGGCUUUCAGAAUUCCUUUACAAAAGGUCAACUGAGGGAGAUUAAAAAAUACACUCUAUCUCGUUUGUUCUGCAAUACAGGAGAUAACAUCCAAACGAUACAAAGAAAGGCUUUGCUUCUUCCCCAUUUUGAAGACAAUCCAAGGGUAUCUUGUAAAAGUCAGGAAAUACCAGACAUUGACCUCUCAUUAUGGAAAGACUCUUCAAAUUUUGAAGAUGAAAAGCUACCGGCAUCUUUAGAUGUUUUUCUGGCACCGUAUGAAACUUACCCACCACCAAAAGAUCCUUACUCACCACCAAAAGAUUCUUACACAUUGCCAAAAGAUCCUUAUGCACCACCGAAAGGACCUUACUCACCACCAAAAGAUCCUUAUGCACCGCCGAAAGAUCCUUACUCACCGCCAAAAGAAUCUUACACGUUGCCGAAAGAUCCUUACGUCCAGCCCACGAAGGGGUCGCACGUCACCAUAGAAGAACCGUUUCACCCUACAAUAGACUUGUACGUCGAAUCGUCCAAAGACCCCUACAUCGAUCCGACAAAAAGUUCACAUGAAGUGGUGCACACUACACCUUCCAAGGUGGAGUUUUCAAAACCACCGGGCUUUGACCAGGUGGUGUUCAAUCUAAUAUAUGACAAGAGAAACAAAUCGCAUGCAAUACUCCACCUGACAGACACUUACGGAGUUGCAAAUAACAUAGAUCAUUAUCCUGAAAGGGCUGUCAAGUUGGAAUAAAUUAAAACUGCUGUAAAAAAUUACAAAUUGAAAAUACUGUAAAUAUAAUAUUGGCCGACUAUU
Cimex lectularius (bed bug) is the source of this 2979-nucleotide messenger RNA. Its product is annotated as lactoperoxidase-like. Gene Ontology annotation, biological process: response to oxidative stress. Gene Ontology annotation, molecular function: heme binding; peroxidase activity. The transcript is spliced from 16 exons. NCBI's taxonomy places the organism in Eukaryota, Metazoa, Arthropoda, Insecta, Hemiptera, Cimicidae. Bases 268 to 2916 code for a protein of 882 amino acids. The record is from RefSeq and is a predicted model, not a curated record.